Molecule: messenger RNA, 1319 nt
Organism: Neltuma alba
Lineage: Eukaryota; Viridiplantae; Streptophyta; Magnoliopsida; Fabales; Fabaceae
Product: LEAF RUST 10 DISEASE-RESISTANCE LOCUS RECEPTOR-LIKE PROTEIN KINASE-like 2.7
Exons: 3
Coding region: 72-1070 (332 amino acids)
Molecular function (GO): polysaccharide binding
Source: RefSeq, a predicted model, not a curated record
UUCGCUUUACUUGCUCCUUCCUCUGCCUAUGAUUCAGAGCGCAUUUAAUUUUCUGUUCUCUCCUCUCUCUCAUGGAUUUUCUUCUUCAUCCUCCCAACCCCAUUUCCAAAAUGAUAUCUUUCAUCACUCAGCUCACUCUCUUGUCAUUCCUCACCUUCGCAACAGCUCAGUCCAGCACUUGCAGAACCUCUUGUGGUGGAAUUCCCAUAAACUACCCUUUCGGCAUCGACGAUGGAUGUGGAAGCCCAUAUUACAGACACAUUCUGGUUUGCUCCGAUUCAGGGAAACUCGAGCUCAGAACCCCAUCCGGGAGAUACCCUGUUCGUAACUUGAGCUAUUCUGACCCACACAUUCUGGUUUCGGAUCCCCUCAUGUGGAGCUGUGAAGAUGGUGAGCAUUUUCGACCCACUAGGCCAUUUAGCCUAGACACAAGCACCCAUUUCAAGCUCUCCCCACAAAACGAAUACUUAUUCUUCAAUUGCAGUGAAGAUCACGUGAUCAUGGAACCAAAGCCUAUAUUCUGUGAGCAUUUCCCUGAGCAUUGUGAUUCUUCCUGUGAUAGUGCUAGCUAUCUUUGUAGGCACCUUCCUGGGUGUGCUUUUGCUUUAACUGGGAGUUCUUGCUGUUCUUACUACCCAAAAGCCACUGAAUCUUUGAGGUUGAUGCUUAAGUAUUGUACCAGUUAUGCUAGUGUGUACUGGAGAAACGUGGGUGCUCCUCAACCGUAUGAUCAAGUGCCUGAGUAUGGAAUCAGAGUUGAUUUUGACAUACCAGUGACCACAAGAUGCCUUCAGUGUCAGGAUCCCUUGAAAGGAGGUGGAACUUGUGGGUUUGAUACACAGAAACAGAAUUUCUUGUGCCUGUGUAAAGAUGGAAAUUCCACUACCCAUUGCAAAGAUCAUGAUAUUGCAAGGCACAAUAAGAUGGUUCAUGUGGUUGCAGGGACAGUUAGUGCGGUUUCAGCUGCAGGGGCAAUUGGAGUUGGAGCUGGAAUUUGGUACUUGAAGAAAGCGAGAGCCAAAGCACCAGUCACUUGUGGAGUUCAAAGCAACGAGAAUAGGCUUUUCUGAAUAUUGACCAGCCAAACGCUGAGGAUCAUACACAUAUACCUUCUUUCAUUUCUAGUUUUUUAAUUGAGCUAUAUAUAUAUGUAUUUAUACAACACUUGGUGGGUAGAGGCCAUUAUAAUGCUUCUUAUGGAGUUUCUUCCCAAUUUUCCCCACUUACUGAUUGGCAUCUUUGUGAUUCUUAUGGUGAUGAUUGUAGAAAAGACUCUGUCGAACAAUAUCUUCACACUUAUUUAUAUAAACAAUUCUUCA